Messenger RNA from Mesocricetus auratus (golden hamster), 5516 nucleotides. It is a transcript of the gene Best3, whose product is annotated as bestrophin 3. Gene Ontology annotation, molecular function: chloride channel activity. The record is from RefSeq and is a predicted model, not a curated record. The transcript is spliced from 9 exons. Bases 437 to 2320 code for a protein of 627 amino acids. NCBI's taxonomy places the organism in Eukaryota, Metazoa, Chordata, Mammalia, Rodentia, Cricetidae.
CCAGAGCUGAAACAAUCUUGCAGGACUUAAAGGGCUCUGCAUCUUCCCAUUACCACCAAAGUCUCGUUCAAAGGGGCACUUUGGGCAGCAGGUGGAGUUAUAAUUAUAGAUUAGAAAACAGCAACAUCAGCAGCUGUCACUUCUGUUUGUUCCCAGCUAUAACUGUCAUCAGUGGGCAAACUGGCAUAAACAGGCCUCUGCAAGUGGAAAAACAUUUAACCCUGGGCUGGCUACAUGCUGAAACUUCAUAGCAGCCAGAGAACGGGUGGAAACCUGACAGUCACGGUCCACGCGUGAAGGGUGGCACCGGAGCCCCGAUCUGAAGGCUCCUCUUCAGUGAGAGCCGACAUUUGAAGAUUCCCUUCCCGUGGAGGACUCCAAAGAAGCAGAACCAAACUAUCCGAGAUGACUGUCACUUACUCCAGUAAAGUAGCCAAUGCAACUUUUUUUGGAUUUCAUAGGUUGCUCCUCAAGUGGAGAGGCAGCAUCUACAAGCUCCUGUACAGGGAGUUUAUUGCUUUUGCUGUCCUUUACACAGCUAUCAGUUUGGUGUACAGGGUUCUACGUCACCCUGGUGGUGAACCGAUGGUGGAACCAGUUUGUGAAUCUGCCCUGGCCAGACAGGCUCAUGUUCCUCAUCUCCAGCAGCGUCCACGGGAGCGACCAGCAUGGGCGCCUGCUCAGGAGGACGCUGAUGCGCUACGUCAACCUCACGUCCCUGCUCAUCUUCCGCUCCGUGAGCACGGCGGUAUACAAAAGGUUUCCCACCAUGGACCACGUGGUCGAAGCAGGUUUUAUGACCACAGAUGAAAGGAAACUGUUUGACCACCUCAAAUCACCGCAUCUGAAAUACUGGGUUCCGUUCAUUUGGUUUGGGAAUCUGGCCACUAAAGCCCGCAAUGAAGGCAGAAUCAGGGACAGCGUCGACCUACAGUCACUGAUGACCGAGAUGAAUCGGUACCGCUCUUGGUGCAGCCUGUUAUUUGGCUAUGACUGGGUCGGCAUUCCACUGGUUUACACACAGGUUGUCACUCUUGCCGUCUACACGUUCUUCUUCGCGUGCCUGAUUGGACGGCAGUUCCUGGAUCCUACCAAAGGCUACGCGGGGCAUGAUCUGGAUCUGUACAUUCCCAUCUUCACCCUCCUCCAGUUCUUCUUCUACGCAGGAUGGCUCAAGGUUGCCGAGCAGCUGAUCAACCCUUUUGGGGAAGAUGAUGACGAUUUUGAAACAAACUGGUGCAUUGACAGAAACCUGCAGGUCUCUCUCUUGGCUGUGGAUGAAAUGCACAUGAGCUUGCCCAAGAUGAAGAAGGAUAUUUACUGGGACGAUUCUGCUGCUCGGCCACCGUACACACUGGCAGCUGCCGAUUACUGCAUACCCUCCUUUCUGGGCUCAACGAUCCAAAUGGGGCUGGGGUCCGAGUUCCCUGAAGAGGACUGGCUAUGGAACUACGAGAAGCAUGGCCACCGGCACUCGGUGAUGAGGAGAGUCAAGCGCUUCCUGAGCACCCACGAGCACCCCAGCAGCCCCAGGAGGAGGACUUUUGGCAGGCAGGCCAGCGACAGCUCCAUGUUCUUCCCACCCAGCCCAUCUCGGGAUCUGCUGGAUGUACCGUCCAGAAAUCCCCACCGAGCCUCACCCACCCGGAAGCAAUCCCACUCCCUAGAGGACAGCCCCAAGCUGCAUUCCAGCAUGGGGGAACUGUCCACCAUCAGGGAGACCAGCCGCACCAGCACAUUGCAGAGCCUGACCCCACAGUCCAGCGUGAGGGCUUCGCCUACCAAAAUGCCCCAGGUCCCUGAGGUUCUGAUCACAGCGGCUGAAGCCCCGGCAUCCUCAUCAGAAAGCCAUCCCCAUGACUCUGCUACCUCCAUCUUGAGUCUGGAGUUCACCGGGGUGCAGCCAAGCAGGACUGAGCAGCAGGCAGACCCCUCAGGGAAGGCGACACCACCUGGAGACCCCAACCCCCAGACUGUUUCAACCAGUCCUGAAAGAGACUUGUUCAAGUUUGAGGAAGAUCUGGGUGAUGACAGAUUCCCCCAGAGGUGGAGCCUUCCGGAGUUACGGGAGUCCAUGCACACCUCCCUAGGAAACUUAGCUCCAGAUCCUAUGCGCCCUGGGGCUGCUCUCUUACUUGACACAGAAACAUCCUCAGAGACCAGCAGAAUCCAUCCCGGAGCUGGCUCUGGGGUCUCUCCUGACAUCCUGUACUUAAUGGAAAACUUAGACGCUAAGGAAACAGACAUCCUGGAGUUUAACAAUGAGCACCCUGAAGAAUCCCCUAAGGGAAUGCCGCAGCGCCCCAGAACCUGGUUCUAGCUCACCUUCCUUCUUUACACAGAGCUGACAGUACCAGCCUGGGGACAGCCCCCGCCCCCAGGAGCUGGCCAGUGGUUAGAAAAAUGAUCCUACUGUACAAGCUACUUAGAACUCUGAAGGGCAUUAUGAUCCUGCAAAAAUCAAACACAACCACAUUGUCUAGCACAAAGGGGCUUUCACGGAAGUUGUGUGGCCCAAAAUGAAUGAUCGUAACCAAAUAAGGGAUGUCAUAUAAAUGUGCAUGGCUUAUACACCCAUGCAUGAUUAGCUUUGGAAAGGACCAGAUCAUAGUCCAAUCCCCAGACACAAAGAGUCCAGUUUCCUUCCUGGUUCACUCCCUUACCUCUCUUCCUUUAGCGACAGAGACAAGGCUAGACCAUGCUAUGGACAGAGACCCUUCAGCUGUUCAUCUGAAGCUUCCUGACCACCUCACUCCUGCCUUCUAUAGCUAUUAUUGUCAUCUUCCCCUAACUCUUAAACUUCCUCAGCAUCAGAAAGUUCCAUUUCUCUUCAGUUACUAUUUUUGUUGUCUGCUCUUCUUUUUUCUCUAUUACAUCGCUCCCCUGCCCUUUUCCCUAUGCUAGCUGCCCCAGUGACUCUAGUCUGUCCCUCUUUCCAAGUUAUAAUAUUGUCUCUUUCCAACUCUGUCACGGUGUUCAAACUUUGAGCCACUGGCAAAGUCUGGUACAGGAAUCUAACACACCCACCCUCCCCUGCUUCCAGUCUUGCAGUAAGAGGUGCCAGUGUGCCAAUGGUAUCCACCAUCUCAAACCUGCUGCUUCUGCUUUUUCAUCUUGGACACCGGAGAAGACUGAAUCUAAGAGAAUAUGAAAUCCACAUAGCCAAAUGCUACAUCACCAAAGGACGAUAUGGUUUAGAUCUGCUGGCCUCAUACACAGUCUUAAGCAAAAAUAUCCCAGUUGUGUCAUAGCAUGGGACCAGUUACUGUGCCUAUGGGGUUGUUUUCCAUGAAGCAGGGUAUUAGAGCUGUUUGGAGUACGGGGUCCAUGACUGCUUGAUGACAACAGACUGUUGCCAACUUCCGCCUUGCAAGCUCCCAGCUGUAAACAGCUUUGCCUUUCCGAGUGCCGCCCUUUCCACCUGUCAUAUAAUGGAGCUUGGAGCGUGGCUUCAGAAGCAAGAGACUCUAGCAGUGACCAUUGGUUGGCUGUCUCAGCGCUCCAUGCAGCCUCAUCUGACGGCUUCACAAGCCUUGAAGGAGUCCUGUGAGACUGACACACAUGAGCUCCACCUUAAAGAGGAAAAUAGAGGCCCUGGGCAACCCAUUUCCCUGAGCUCACAUAGCCAGGCGUGCCUGGCUCAGGAGCCUACACUUCCUCAAGGUGCCACUGUAGGACCCCGAAUCUGCUAGUGAUUUGCCCCAGAUUCUGGAGUAUGCUCCAAGGCGGCUGGCUAGUCACAGGUUCAGCCUUGGAAACCUAUCUGGAUCUUCCCGGCCCAAAACAAGUUUCGGUCACCGAAGAGAACAGAACGUUUUGUCUUUGAGCCCUUGCCAUGGUCCUCUCCUUGUCAUUAUAGAAGCUGGCAGGAACCUCUUAUUGCUUCCUCCACUUCAGAGUCCUGAUGUGUGGUGUUAUAAUGAACACAGUCACACAAGACCUCAAAUCUCAAAUGGUCUCUCAAGGCGUAAAAAGCAAUGAUCCCCACCUUAACUGGCUUUCCUAAAAGACUAAAGUGACACGCUAUUAGAAGAAAUGCUGUACAUGGAUGGUCCUCUAUGUUGGUCCACACCAUUAACUCCCAAGAACGGACUGUAAUCCCCAAACCAUCACAGACAGACAGACUAUGGGCUCAAGCCCCAUUGAGUUUCUAAAAGGUCAGAGUCCCAACCUUUCCCCAGUCACCAUUGCUUCCCACACUUCUCUUGAGUGCCUCAGUGUGAGCCCCUCCGUCUGCUUCCCUUCGGCUCUCUCCAUUGCUCAAAUACAAAUAAGUUUCUACUUAGCUGUCUUUGAAGUAUUAUCGGUUUUCAUUUUUAAAUCCAAAGCUAUCAACUACACACAGAAGAGUAGUUUUAUGGAGAAAUGGGAAGGCGUUCGUUUAUCUAUUCCUGUGCAUCUCUUCUCUACCUUUCUUCCUGAGAAUUAUUGAAGUCCCUCAAUAUUUCCUCAAAUUCUGAGAUGGCGUCCCAUUUUCACAAUGACUUGCUCCAUGAGCCCAAAUGAGGAGACUUCCCAUUCUAAAAUGAGUCUUUAUCCUGCAUGGCCAGGGCUGCAAAAAUAAAAUGAUUUAUUCUCUUGUGCCUGAUUUUUCACCUGCCGGCAUCGUUUUCUCCUGAGGUCUAGAAAAUUCCACCUUUUAGACAGUCACAUGUCUCAGUGGCUUAGUCUUUAGGGUCUGACCAAUCUAAGAGCAGGCCUAUCCUAGUCGUGUGUUAACAUAAUCCGCAGGUCAGGGUGAACAGUGAGGCUAGCCCUUGUGUAUUUUCUCUCGGCUCCUCCAGACAGCUCUGCCCUGGAUAUCUGAGCUUAGGAUAUCUGCUCUCCCCAAAGCUGGACCUGUAUCAGCUGACUAGGAGUAAUACAAGUGUAAAACCAAAACCAAAACCCAAAGCAGGAGCAAAUCAGUGUAAGUCCACCUGCCAGCCUCUCAUCACAACCGUCUGUCUACAUGGUCAACAGCAAACACUCUGAUGCCUGUGGCUGAUGGACAUAAGCGGAGACUUGUUUUGUUUUUGUUUUUUAACUGAACUAUCCCAGACAGGUAUCUCAAGUCUUCCCACACUUUUUCUCUUUGUUCUAUGAACCCAACUUUUAGGACAGUUUUCUCACUGAUAAAGCCACUGAGUUGAAAGAACCAAUUGAACAAUGCCAGAAUUCUUUGACUGCAAAUCUUAACAAAACUCAGAAUACCCUAAUCUACUGAUGAAGCUUCAGACCUGUGACCCAGCUUGAAUCCUUUUACCAUGCUCUAAGCCUCCCUCCGGCAUCCCUAAGUGUACAGUCAGCAUGUCCCUGGCUGUGGCAAAUACUAAGUGAAGGACAUUCCCUACAAAGAGUCAGUUGACUCAGAGCAGAGAUUGAAUGUUGGUUUGGUCUUCUUUCUGAGAUGCUUUAGAAAAUCGUUCCACAUAACAUCUUCUGUGAGCUUCUAAUUCAGAGCAAUUGCUUACCAAAGACGACAAAGGAAAGCAUACCUUGUGGCCUGAAAACAAAUAAAGCAUUUCUAAAACCAA